AAACCAUGAUGAAGGCAACAGGAGUCAGAAAACUAUUCACUGCAGGAAGUCCCAGUAUCCGGUGAGAAAUAAGAAAUACAACAGCACAGGAUGCGCCUUGGGUCAGGGGGACGUGCAAAGCCCGCAGCCUUUGUGUUCUUCUCUGUGCCAGAGUGUCAGCGUCUGAGCCCUCGGCUCCCCUCUGAGCUUGGCUGGGGCAGGCACGGUCACUGUCAGGCUCCCAGCCCCCGCCGAGGGCGACACGGAGACCGCGAUGGCCACCUCCGCCAGCCUGCUGCCACUGCUGCUGCCGCUGCUGAGCCAGCCCUGGCUGGGGGCCGGUGCUGACACACAGGCCGUGGUGUGCGCGGGCACUGCCUGCUACUCGGCCCACUGGGGCAAGCUGACUGCCGCCGAGGCCCAGCAUCUCUGCAGCAAGGACGGGGGCAACCUGGCCACAGUGAAGACCGAGGAGGAGGCCCGGCAUAUCCAGCGAGCACUGGCCCAGCUCCUACAGCCUGGGGCGCCCUGGACAGGCAAGUUCUGGAUAGGACUCCAGCGAGAAAAGGGCAAGUGCGUGGACCCCAACCUGCCCCUGAAGGGCUUCAGCUGGGUGGGCGGUGGGGAGGACACACUGUAUUCCAACUGGUACAAGGAGGCCAGGCAGACUUGCAUCUCCAACCGCUGUGUGUCCCUGAUGCUGGACCCGUCCGUCUCUUCCCUCUCCAGCCACCUCCCCAAGUGGUCUGAGGGCCCCUGUGGGAACCCGGGCUCCCCUGUAAGCAACAUCGAGGGCUUCGUGUGCAAGUUCAGCUUCAAAGGCAUGUGCCGGCCCCUGGCCCUGGGGGGCCCAGGCCAGGUGAACUACACCACUCCUUUCCAGGCCACCAGUUCCUCCUUGGAGGCUGUGCCCUUCGCCUCGGUGGCCAACGUGGCCUGUAGGGAUGGGGGUGAGAGUAGGCAGCGUUUCUUCCUGUGCAAGCAGAAGGCCGCUGAUGUGUUCGACUGGGGCAUCUCGGGACCCCUCUGUGCCAGUGCUGAGUACGGAUGCAGCUUCGGUAACGGGGGCUGCCAGCAGGACUGGUUCAGGCUGCUGGAUGACCUGGUGACCUGUAUCUCCCGGGACCCUUGUAGCUCCAGCCCGUGCAGAGGAGUGGCCACAUGCGUCCCUGAGUCCCUCUGGAAAAACUACACGUGCCAGUGCCCCGAAGGCUACCAGCUGAAUGCGACUCAGCAGGACUGUGUAGAUGUGGACGAGUGCCAGGCCUCCCCCUGUGAACAGGAGUGUGUCAACACCCCUGGGAGCUUCCACUGCCAGUGCUGGGUGGGCUACGAGCCCAGCAGCCCCGGAGGGCCGGCCUGUCAGGAUGUGGAUGAGUGUAUGAGCCCUGAGGGCGGCCUCUGUGAAGGCUACUGCCUCAACACGCAGGGGUCCUUCCGCUGCACCUGCUUGCCAGGCAGGGAGCUGGCCCCCGACGGGGUCUCCUGUAUCACAGGCACCACGUCCCUGGGACCAUCUGCUGAGACCCCCCAGGGGCAGAACACAGGAGAUAAAGAAUGGAGCCUCGGGCCUUCUACCACAACCUCAAGUCCAACUGGGAGCCCUGAGGGCACUUCCAAGGUGGCACCCACCAGGUGGAGACUCUUCCUUGAAUCCAAUGCCUCUAUCACCCCUACGUCACCCCAGUCUCUGGCCACCACUGGGUCCCCUGGAAUCUGGAUGGAGUACAGCAGCCAUCACCCCACAGCCACUACUGGUCACGAGGAGUCUACGGAUGGGGAUCUCAUUGCCCAACAAAAGAAUGACAGCCCCGACUGGCAAAAGCUGCUUUUGUUCUAUAUCCUCGGCACUGUGGCGGCCAUCUUACUCCUGCUGGCUCUGGCCCUGGGGCUGCUGGUCUACCGCAAGCGGAGAGCCAAGAGGGAGGAGAAAGAGAAGAAGCCCCAGAGCGCGGCAGACAGCUACUCCUGGGUUCCGGAGAGAGCUGAAAGCAGGGCCAUGGAGAACCAGUACAGUCCAACACCUGGGACAGACUGCUGAAGGUGGCCCCAGAGAUACUGCCAGUCAGCUGCCACCAUCCUCAGAACUCAGAUGGAGGGACCCACAUCCUUCUGAAAGACUGGACUGGAAUUUUAGCAAACAGUUGUCAACUUUCUCCUUAAAAGCCUGGCCACUUGGGACGGUCAGGUGUAUCCUAAAUGCGUGUGUUAUUCCCAGAGUGGAAGUCAUGGUUGUGGUGUCAUGGCGGGGGAUUUUGUGAAUAUUAACAAUUGUCACUCAGUCUCCCUUUUCAAAUACGAAUAUGAUUGAUUUUCUUUUUCUGCACUGGUUCUGGAUUAUGUCAGGUGCUAAUGGGCUUCUCUUCUCACUGGAGUCAUCGAAGAAGAAAAGGGGUCUGAUAAUGCUAACUAGUACAAUGGGGACUAAGUAAAUUAUUGUGUAAUUACGUAAGAAGUUAUUUUUUUUUUUUGUCAAAGGGAACGUAUGUAGGACUGAAAACCUGUCUUUGCAUUUACAUUCAUGCAUUUUCCCAUCACAAGUCCUGCCGACCUUGGUGUUGUUGAAAUCCUCCACAGUGACCAGAAAUCCACUAAGUGAGCAAGGAGGCAGGGAGUUUAGAAAUCACAUGUCUCAUUCUUAAGUGUCAGAGUCUUGGCUUUAUUAGCUAGUGAAACUUGAAAAAUGUGGAUAAAGUUGUAGGAAGUGAGUUACAACGGUUUUGAAAAGAAUCAAAAGUGCUGAAGAGGGGGGCCAGAGUUCGUUCCGCAAACACUUGAAUCUAAUUUCAUCUAAAUGUUCGUAUGUGAACGCAGACUUGACUGUGGAGGCGUUGAACACUCACAGAGAAGACGCCAGGGGCCACCUGUCUCUAAGCCUGCCCAUCCAGAGACACCCGCCCCGCCCCGCGUCCCUGCCUUCACCUCAGGCAGCUCUGCAUUUUGGUGCUUUGACUGUAGAUGGAGGGCACCCUAGGGAGUCGUUCGCUCUGAUUGUUUCCAAAGGACACGUGAGGGAGAUGCCUGGCUGGCAUCAUAAAGCUUUAUAGCCCGGCUCACAGUUGACGUUAGCACAGUUGACAGUCCUGACAACUUGAUCCUGAUGUGUGGCUGCAGCACACAGAAGGGCCGGGGGCCAGUCACGCACCAUGACAGUCCCCAUGCUGCUUCAGGAACUUGUAUCCCCUUUUUCUCUUUUUCUUAAAGAGGAGGUCUGGGGGAGGGAAAGAAGAGAGAAUAAUUAAAAUUUCUUGCAACUAUAAAAACUGCUCAAAGCAACUUAAAUUUAUAUCCUCAUGUUCAAAGGCUCACUUGCCAAGAUUUCCCCUUGCGAUGUGGUCAGUACUGCGAGGUUCUGCCUGUGCAGCCAGAAAGCCGCUGGGAUGGUCAAGGCUGUGCCCGCUGCCUGAGGAGCCGCGAGGCCUCCGGGCCCUGGGGGCUGUCUGCUGCCGCCAAGCAGACGUCCAGAGGGAAUGGGCUUCCUUCCAGAGAUUCCAAACUCUGCCUCGCAGGAGGAGGGCAUCCCAUUGUUUCUGGUUUUGCCUUAGAAAUGCAACCAUCCCAGAGGUUAACACCUGGCCCUCAGAGUCCAGUACACUUUUUUUUUUUUUUUGCCAAAUUUGAAAUGUAGGUGCUACAGUUUAUUAUUUUUUUUAAAGACCAUGGGAAACUGCAGACGGUGUAAAAGGAAACAGGAAGGCCCUGUGGAGCCUAGCAGGCGCUUGGAAGUUCUGCAUUUUAGUCCGUUUUCACUUGGAGUAACACUCUAAGUCUGACACUCUAGGAGACCAAAGCUGUGCCCUUUCAUCACAGGACCCUGACAGUCUCUUGUAUGGGAACCAACUGGUGAUUGAAAGGCUGUUGCUGACUAGUAUCUGCAUGGACAUGAAAUAAAUGCAAAUUCAACAGCUUCCCCCUAGGUUUGUACAGUUUUUCUUUUCGUUUGAGAUGAAGGAGACGAUCUUAUUCUGGGCUUUGCCCAAGUCCUCUGUGAUCCUGUGGGCCUUGAACUGGCUGAGGUUACUAACAUGCACUCUCAGUUCUGUGUUCCGUUUUUCUAGGGCCCUCAAGGGGCUAAUAGGGUUGACAAAUAGCAGUUUCUCAGAAUCUGCCCUGGCUGAGUUGGCCCCCCAAAUGCCAGUGAGGCCUCUUGCUCUCACGCCACUGCCCACUAGCGGCCAAGAUCCUCGACCUGCAUGACCUCAGGCAGAGAAACUGAUGAAACUACUGGCCUCAAAUAGAUGCUUUAUUCUCCCUUUAACACUGCUAUAAUUCUGCCUGAGUAUUUGAAUCCUUGUACUGGAGAGCUCCGGGCCACCACAGUGAAUAUACAAGUGUUUGUGGGCUGUGUGGCCGUUGGUGAACUUCCCAUUUAUUCAUAGGGGCCCAGGUGGCUCGGCCAUAACACAGCCAGAGAAGCGGAUGGGGCUGAGCCUGGGGAGAGGUGGCCCUGCCCUGUGCACACCCCUCCAACCACGUCCUUGGGUGGGGACAGACCAGGUGCUGCUGUUUCUGACCUGCUGAGCAGCAGGACAAGUGAGACGAUGGGGAGAGGGAGAAGGGUCUACUUAGCAAAGGCUCAAAGGCGAUGGAGACUUUUGUCCAAAUAGUAUUUCCCAUAGUUCAAUCAUUUUAGAAAACUCUUAGAAAACCUAGAUCUGGGACAAAGUUACUUCCUCUUACCUUUCGCCUUCCAAGGCAGAUAAUUGAAAAGGGGGAGGACACCUUUAAUUAUGCAGCUCACUAGGCCCAUGUCUUUCUUUUAGGGACAGUCAUUGCUUUUUCUUCUUUACUAUUUAUAGAGCCUGAUGCAAGAGGACGUUUCCCCCUCGGGAAUCUGAGGCUUGGAGGAAACCGAGGGUGGGGCAACUAUCCAACAAGGCCUAGGGGGUGGUGGGCUUGGUGAGCAGGACCCACCACUGUCAGCAGUGCGGCCUUGAGGCACACGCAGCUGUUGAGGGCAGCUUGACCAUCGGAGUGGACCCUGUGAUGUUACACAUCCACAUGGCGUUUUCCCAGCAGCAGUAAGUGGGUGACUUAAGUGGUUUCUGAGUUGAGAGCAGGAGGAUUCUGGGGUGUGGUCCCUGUCAGGCUUUGCAAGGCCAACUCUAGCCCUAAGUGUUACUCAGUGGUAGCCUAGCAACCUUGGCAAAGGCUCCUCCUCCCCUCUUUUCAUGAUCAGGCAAACAAGUGGAAUCAAAAGUUAAGCGUGCAAUACCUGCUCAUGUACAUCAUGAAGGCGGACCUGAGGAGGGAAUGAAUCUCUUUUCUCUUAAACACACAUGUGCGCGUCCCUGUUCUCAUUUAUGUUCUAAGCAUGAGCACCUGUCUGAGCCUGCUGUGCUGGCACCUGGCCUCCUCACGAGAGAUCUUUGAAGAAUACGCAUUUCAGCAUUGGUUACUUUUACUCCAACUUUCUUGUCCAUAAACAUGUGAAAACUAAAAGAAAAGAGAUGAGAUCUGACAAAAAUAGUACAAACUUCAAAAUAAUGCAGUUUUUUAAGGCAAAUAUAGGAAAGCCUUUUGUGUUAUUUUUCUCCUGGACUUUGCCAUUGUCUGGAACAGGAAAACAGGAAAGCAAUGCUUUCUAGCAGCUGCAGAUCGUGUAAUGGCUCUACAUAUUUCCAUCACCUUAAACAAUAGGUCCAGUGUGGGAAUCUGAGAUAGGAGCCCCGAGCACAUCUGUUUCUGUCAGGCUGCAAUACCCACAGCUUAGAUCUGUGUGGUUCGUGGAAUGAACAACAAUAAAAAACCCAAAAAGACAAUAAUCAAAAUUCCCCACCUCCCGAUUUUUGGAACUAAUAUUAACUGAUGUGCUUUAAAAAAUUGUGCUUUGGUCUGUUUUUAGAGUUAAUGCCCAUUUAUUUUAAGAAGCAACUCUAGAAUUUCUUUCUUGAAUAGUUUCUUUUAUCUGCAAAGUGGCAAGGGUUUCCACCCCUCCCCACAACAGAUUUUGUCCUCUGCUCCCCUGGGCUGAAGUUCUUUUUGCAUAUUUGGCUUAAGCUUGAACUGGAUUGUAUGCUAGGUCUGGUUCUGCUAUGGUAGGUGUGAUUGUAAAUGGCUAGUCACUUCAUGAAUGUUAAGUGAGAAUGUAAGUAGUUUCAAAUAUGUGUAUUUAAACUGUGUCCCACUAAUUCUGGAAUCAUGGGCUUUCAAUGCGGGGUUUAUUUUCAUCCCAGGCAUGAGUGCUUCUCAGGUUGGGGGGAGGGCAUGCUUGAAUGGGGCACUGAUCCUCAGAAACUCUGAGAAACUGAGCGGCAUCUUGGUUCAGCCUCAAAUGGCAGGUUUGUUGUCUUUUGCACUUGUAUUACACAACUAUUCUAAUAAAGUCUGAAAUAUGUUUGUUGUCAA
Molecule: messenger RNA, 6327 nt
Organism: Myotis davidii
Lineage: Eukaryota; Metazoa; Chordata; Mammalia; Chiroptera; Vespertilionidae
Gene: CD93
Product: CD93 molecule
Exons: 3
Coding region: 254-2020 (588 amino acids)
Molecular function (GO): calcium ion binding
Source: RefSeq, a predicted model, not a curated record